AUGACGAUAACGGAGUUUUUGGCCUUCACCAUUGGGCUGAACGAGCCCGGUGACACGGAUGGUGGAGCCUCCCCAAUCUGUGGAAGUCCGUUUGCCGGAGAUGAGAAGAUUGUGGAACCAGCUACGGGGGUGGAAGAUUGGCCGGAGGCAACUGAUGGUUCGCAAUCUAAAUUUGAUGCACAAUUCGGGACUCCUCAAGUCAAGUCGACAACAACUCCGACAGCUCCUGCUCAAACCACUACUGGUUCGUCUAUAAUGGAUGAUUUACUUGGAUUGGAUCUACUUGGUCCUGAGUCCGGGGAUGCCACUCCCAUCACUGUUCCAACUCCCGUCGCGCCAAUCAUUGGAAGUAAUGUUGGUGCCAAACCGACAACAGCAACAGGGACCACGAAUGACAACCCUGCGAAGCCGGCAUUUGCCUUGGAUGAUUUGUUGUCACUAGACCCCUUGUUGGGUUCCAUGGACCCUGUUCCGCCAACGUCUGCACCGGCGCCGAUCACCCAACUCCCCGAGACCGGUGGAUCAAUACAUUUACCCCCA
Echinostoma caproni is the source of this 540-nucleotide messenger RNA. NCBI's taxonomy places the organism in Eukaryota, Metazoa, Platyhelminthes, Trematoda, Plagiorchiida, Echinostomatidae. The record is from the annotation of a GenBank genome assembly.